GGAGGAGGAGGAGGGCGAGCUGAUCCUUAGUCGGUGUGUGAGGGAACAGACGAAGUAGAGACCUGCUCACACACAGACACACACUCACACACACACUUUCGCUCUCUCUCUCUCUCCCUCUCACUCUACUCUCUCUCUCUCUCUUUCUCUUGCGAUCGGAGCUAGAGGGGACGGGAAGGGAAGAAUGAGGAAGAAGCCCGCUGUCCUGCGCGCCUCGUCCCAACAAAUGCGGGUUUGCUGAUAAAGCGCCGCUCCGGUCAUCCGAUCAGAAAGGUCGUACAGGUCGCAUGGAAACGAGGAGUAGGCAACACCAGAAAACAACAAAUAAAAAGCUGUCAGUGCAUGGGAAUCCGGACUCCUCUCCCCUUCUUUUGUGCGUCUCGGUCGGUGGAUACGCUAGCGUAUAAGAGCUCCCUGCGUCUCCAUUACCAUUCCCCACUACUGGCUUACCUCUACUACUACUCCUCCUCCUCUUACUCCUUGCAUUGCUUCUAUUAUUAGUGCUGAUUUUACUACUGACUGUCUUCUCCGGAUUGUUGGAGUCUCUCUGGAUAAAAAAGGUUCGACAUCCUCAUUAAUUGUCACUCCGCAGUACUGGUCUGGACGUCAACAUGGGCCGCUGGGAUCACUCCUCCCUCCUGUCCCCUGGCCUGAGGCUAGCAGUUGUCACAGUGAUUCUCCUCCUCAAGCUCCAUCCCUCAUUGGCUGGCGCUCCCCCUGAGCCGAACUUAGGUGGCUCCGUUUCAGCGGUGUCCACAAAUAAAACUGAAUGCAGCAAGCCUGAAGCAUGUGCAAGGGGGGUGAUCUUACCUAUCUGGGAGCCCCAAAAUCCGUCAUUUGGUGACAAGGUAGCCCGGGCAACAGUUUACUUUGUGGCUCUAGUCUACAUGUUCCUGGGUGUGUCAAUCAUCGCAGACCGCUUCAUGGCGUCAAUAGAGGUCAUCACAUCACAGGAAAAGGAGAUCACCAUCAAGAAACCCAACGGGGAAACCACCACGACCACUGUUCGGAUCUGGAACGAGACCGUCUCCAAUCUCACCCUCAUGGCUCUGGGCUCUUCAGCUCCUGAGAUCUUGCUGUCCGUCAUAGAAGUCAUAGGUCAUGGGUUCAACGCUGGCACACUGGGCCCCUCCACCAUUGUGGGCUCUGCAGCGUUCAACAUGUUUGUGAUCAUCGGGCUUUGUGUGUACGUCGUGCCCGACGGCGAGACAAGGAAGGUCAAGCACCUCCGCGUCUUCUUCGUCACGGCCACCUGGAGUAUCUUCGCCUACAUUUGGCUCUACCUGAUCUUGUCCGUGAUCUCGCCUGGCGUUGUGCAGGUCUGGGAGGGGCUCCUCACGUUCUUCUUCUUCCCCAUCUGUGUGUUGUUCGCCUGGGUGGCUGACCGUCGCCUGCUGUUCUACAAGUACGUGUACAAGCGCUACCGCACCGGCAAGCAGCGUGGCAUGAUCAUCGAGACCGAGGGAGACCGUCCACUUCCUUCCAAGGUGGACAUUGAGAUGGAUGGGAAGAUGCUGAACUCUCAUGGUGUCGACUUCUUGGAUGGUCCGCUGGGUUUGGAUCUAGAUGAGAAGGAUCUGGAUGAGGAGGAGACCAGGCGAGACAUGGCCAAGAUCUUGAAGGAGCUUAAACAGAAACACCCUGACAAAGAGGUGGAACAACUCAUUGAGCUUGCCAACUACCAAGUCCUGAGCCAGCAGCAGAAGAGCCGUGCUUUCUAUCGAUGCCAGGCCACUCGGCUGAUGACAGGUGCUGGCAACAUCCUGAAGAAACACGCAGCCGAUCAGGCACGAAAGGCUGUCAGCAUGCACGAGGUUCGCUCUGAUGCUGGUGAUAACGAUCCCAUCUCUAAGGUCCUUUUUGAGCCCGGUUCCUACCAGUGCCUUGAAAACUGCGGCACGGUGGCGGUGAACGUGGUGCGACGUGGUGGCGAUCUGGGCAAAACGAUUUCCGUGGAGUACCGCACAGAAGAUGGCACGGCUAAUGCUGGCUCGGACUACGAGUUCACAGAAGGCGUCGUGGUCUUCAAGCCCGGCGAGACGGUGAAGGAGAUCCGCGUGGGAAUCAUUGACGAUGACAUCUUUGAAGAGGAUGAAAACUUCCUGAUUCACCUUUCCAGUGUCAAGGUGCUGACGUCAGAAGGCGAGGAACCCGAGGAAGGCGAGUCAGCCAAUCACGUGGACUCGGUGGCGUGUCUCGGCUUACCCUCCACAGCAACCGUGACCAUCUUUGACGACGACCACGCCGGCAUCUUUACGUUUGAGGAGCCUGUAUGCCACGUGAGCGAGAGUGUUGGCACCAUGGAGGUGAAGGUGCUGAGAACGUCGGGGGCUCGCGGCGUUGUCAUGCUGCCGUACAAGACGGUGGAGGGAACAGCACGAGGAGGCGGGGAGGACUUCGAAGACACUCACGGCAUCCUGGAAUUUCAGAACGACGAAAUCUUGAAGACCAUAACCAUUAGGAUCUUAGACCGGGAGGAGUACAAUAAGCAGUCCUCCUUCUACCUUCUGCUUGAAAACCCCGAAUGGAGACGCAACGGGAAGGAAUGGACAGAGGAUCAAAAGAAGGAAGAGGAGGAGGAAGAAGAGCCGCUGGCAGGAAAAGAUGAAGAGGAGAGGCGCAUCGCCGAAAUGGGCCGUCCGAUGCUGGGUGACCACGUCAAACUGGAGGUCAUCAUAGAGGAGUCAUAUGAGUUUAAGAACACAGUGGACAAGCUGAUAAAGAAGACCAACCUGGCUCUGCUGGUAGGAACCAACAGCUGGAGAGACCAGUUCAUCGAAGCCAUCACUGUGAGCGCAGGCGAGGACGACGACGAUGAGGAGUGUGGAGAGGAGAAGCUGCCGUCAUGUUUCGACUACGUCAUGCACUUCCUCACCGUCUUCUGGAAGGUUCUGUUCGCCUUCGUCCCGCCAACAGACUACUGGAACGGCUGGGCCUGCUUCGUCGUCUCCAUCUGUAUGAUCGGACUGCUCACCGCCGUCAUUGGGGACCUGGCCUCUCAUUUUGGCUGCACAGUGGGCCUGAAAGACUCGGUCACAGCAGUAGUAUUUGUUGCGUUGGGAACCUCUGUGCCAGAUACCUUUGCCAGUAAGGUAGCUGCGAUCCAGGAUCAGUAUGCUGACGCAUCCAUCGGCAAUGUGACAGGCUCCAACGCUGUCAAUGUUUUCCUGGGCAUCGGGGUGGCGUGGUCCAUUGCUGCCAUCUACCACAAUAGCAAUGGGAGAGAGUUCAAGGUAGAUCCAGGCACACUGGCCUUCUCCGUCACACUCUUCACCAUCUUUGCCUUCAUCUCCGUCGCUACACUGAUGUACCGGCGGCGACCAGAGAUCGGUGGAGAGCUGGGCGGGCCCCGGACUUCGAAGGUCCUGACCACCAUGCUGUUCUUCAGCCUGUGGCUCCUCUACAUCCUCUUCUCCUCGCUGGAGGCCUACUGCCACAUCCAGGGCUUCUAAGAUAACGGGAGAUGAUGAAGGGAAGGGUGAAGAAGAACACAGAGGAAGGAAACCAAGGGGAGGUGGAUGAAUGGAUGGAUUUGAAAAUUAAGGCUGUCUCAUUGAUCUAUCACUCCCUCCCUUUACGCAAUAGAUUGAAUGACAAAUGACUGGAUGGAUGUACAGAUGAAGGAAUGAAGGAUGCAUUAAAGCAUCUUAAAACAGAAAUGGAAGGAAGAACGGAUGCAUGGAAGGACAACGACAAACAGGAAAAUCAUAGGAGCUAGAGAAAAGGCUCAGAAGAUGGAAAAAGGAAUAAACUACAAGGAAUACAUUUUUGUCUCGAUCUAUAAAUCCGAACCAAUCAAGUUGUCUUAAACCCAUCCCCAUUUUAAAAUCAUAAAACAAAAUCCCCAAAUGUGUCCCAGCCAGUUCAAUCAUACAAAUUUCAAAAUGAGUUUCAACAAGACCCGGAGCGAAAAGGUUAAACAGACCAUCGCACCAUCACUGCUCCUAGAAUAUGUGGCUUCAACAACAGCAAUUCCCAUUAAUCCCACCUCCAGUCGGAGCAGUGCUACCCCAGCGUCCAACUACAGUAACAGGCAUGAGUGAGACAGAAAAAGACUAGAAUAACUGUAUCAGUAUGUAGAUGCAUGACCAGACGAUAACUGAAAACACAAUCAAGAAGAAACGGGAUAUAUUGCCACAACUGUUUAAUGACAACAAACUGUGUGUGUGCCGGUGUGUGAUUGUGUGUUUCUGUGCUUGUGUGUGUCGUGGGAAGAUGGUCAAGUACUGUGAACAACAACAAAAACAAAACAACAACAACAAAAAAAGAAAAAAAAAAAGAAAACGCCUCUCGUUUUUGCCGCCGCUGCGUGAGACGGAACAUGCUUUUCGUAUAUUCGAGGUCUUUUUGACUGUCUGUAGGAAAGCUGAGGAAGCCUCUUUUGUGGGAGGGCACAUUCAAUGAAGCAAAAUGUUGAGGUUAGAAAUGUAAAUACAUAGAGCUGAACGUACAUUACGGCUCCACUAUUUUCCUUCUGAAUGUCUCGGUUACGCCAUGCGCUCCUGAUCGGGCCCUCUUUCUUUCUUUCUCUCUCUCUCUCUCUCUCUCUCUCUGUUGCUUUAUACUGUAGAUGUAAAUGAUUUAAGGUCUAAUUUGAAAUCAAGAAGGGGUUAGUGUGCUUUUACCUUUAAUAAGGCCGUGUCAGAGAAGACAAAGUGGCCACUCUACCGUUUAAAACUGUUAGAGAAACUAUUAUCAUUGCAUAGAUAUUUAGAUUAAUCUUACGUGUUUGUUUGGGUUUUUUUUUUUUUUUUAUAAAAUUGUGGAAUUCUGCUACCUGGUUUUCCACCAAUGAGAUUGCCAAGAUCACGUGUCGGCUGUAACAUUGCAAUAGACUUAGGUACCGCCCUCUGUGAAACCUCCAUAGGCUUGUUUGUUUCUGUCAUCGUUUAUCUCACUUUGAUGCCCGCUUUCCCAUUGGUUCACUCAACAGCUUUGGUCAGUAUCUCCGUGUGUCUUAAGCACCUCCCCUUGGCUGGUCAGUGGACCAAUCAAAAUCCUCAAGGGCUUUGUAAGAAACAACCACUAAUCCCCCAACCCUGACCCUUGAUUUAUAACUCUUCACAUAGAUCGGUUUUUAGGGGGCUAUUUAACAGCGUAUUUGUAUUCCUUAGACUUGUACACCAACUGCGAAGUGGUUAGGACGUUGCUUCAGUGUGGCUUUAGGAGAAAAAUAAAAAAAGAUGACAACUUCAUUGAGUGCAUACAUUGCCAGGCAGAUGAUCCAUAGUUACCUAAAUAUUGAUAUUGGACAAAGCAUCCCUAUGAUCCAAAGUGCUUGGUCAGAUGAGUCUUCAACCUUCGUUGGAGUCUUCCCCAGUUGAUCAUAAAGACUGCCUCUAAAACUGCAGUCAGCCUUAUUCCAAAUUAAAACAUCCAUGCAAUGUUCUGUCGUAGGCCGCCUCCACUCAUUAUGCUUAUCAUUAUGCUUCUUAAACAUACUACCCUUCAGGCAUGUGGAUCUUAACCCAAAAGAAGCAGUGAACAUCUGUCAUUAUAUUGUUUUGUUUAGCUGCCAAGUUUCUGAACAUAGGAGCCAUCAGAUGCAGGAUUAGUUGAAAAGUUUCAUUUGCUGUUGGAGUUGAAGUAGGCUUACUAACAGAUACGGGUAAAUACUGUUGUACUACAGUAGCCCUGUAGGGACAUCAUGCAGAGGAUAUAUAUAAUCUCACACAGCCAGACUCGAGAUCAGCAAGCUCGUAGAGACUGGAGACAGUUGUUUUACACUUAGAAAAUGACCCUGUAGGUCCUGUAUCACAAAAUGAGUUAAACGUAGUCAGGCUCCCUUACAAAGUAGGACAAAAGGAGCAUGUUUAAUAUGAGAUGAUAUACUUUAGGAUCAUUAUCUGACUUGGGUAUGUUAAAAUAUCUUCUCUUUACUAUACAAGUUACCUUAUGCUUCUACCUAGUGGCAGAAAUUGCGUAGUGCAAAGAAGAGCUACAUUGGUCCAGUCGCCGUUGUGUAUCAGAACAAGACAGGAAUUAAAGACGGUACAAUUAUCCAACAGUAAAUGUUAUUUAUUGCUGAAAGCUAUAUGCCCAUUAAGCUUCCGGUAAUGCCAAAGGUCCUUCUAUGAAGCCAGAAGUAGAUGUUUUCAUUUUGUCUGAUGUAAUAAUCACAGAAAGCAAAGUGAUUUCUCCUGGUGCACAUCGUUCUGUCUCACUGAUCUCACUUUAUGAUACAGGCAAAGAUUUAUCCGUAGUGUAACUGUGUUGGUUUUGAAGUAGAUUAACACACAUUGUCUCAGCCCUAACUGAAUUUUUUGGCUUGAAUUUGACCAAACGUCUGUGUGCGUGACGGAUCAGUUUCUGUCUUGAAAAUUGUGUUUUUUCGAAAACACUAGCUGUGCCGUUUCAGGCUACCAGACAUGAUCUCAUGCAACAGCUAAGCUUCUUUGACAACCCUUAGUCAUGGACAAACAACUCUCGAAUACUAACCUUUCAGUGAGCCACAGAUGCAAACAGACUGGCUGGGAAUCUUCUUUCAUGAUUCAGUCAUAAACAGAAUUAAAUCCUGAUAAUAUUUCUAUUUGUAUUUCUGUCCAAACAAAAUAUGUGAAAGUGGCCCUGACCUGAAAUCUGUUUAGAAUAUGAAACUUGACUGAGAGGUUUACACUUCAGACUGUUAACUUUGCUCGUUCAGCCAAAACUACAGAGAUCAGAAAACUUACUGUUUAUGUAGGCAUUCAAGUCCAUAGUUUGUUGAAUGGCACUAUACUAUAUGCAUCUAAAUUGGCCAGAAUUUUCCUGCUGAUGUUGUGUUUUUUUUACUUGAUGUAUAAUAUAAUAAGUAGUAUUUUAAAUGUCAUCUGUAAAGUAAGUAGUCUGGGCUAGAUGUGAUCCAUUUAAAACUUGGCAAAAGUCUUUUUACAGACAGCUUUCAACCCCCUGUGAGAGAGUAGAGGUGAGCAGAGCCCUGGAUUGGACGAGUUUGGCAAAUCCACAGUAUCUUGAGGAUGACCUAUAUCAAAGUUCUAGGUUGUUGUAAUCUGGGAUGUAUUACUGAUUCACCACCUGGAACAGAGAGCCACUCCGGACUGACUGAAAAGUUCAGGAGGUGAUGCUGCGUAGAGGUCGAACAACAAGGCCUGCAUACUGAACUGUGUCCCAACUCACAAAUCUAAUAAAUGCUCUGUACCAUGCGGAGCUUCUUCUUCAUGUUCAGCACCAAAUGUUGCACAAUUUGGGAACAGAUUAAACAAUAAAACAUUCCAAAAUUGAAUUAGACAACAGUAUAAAUGAGAUUUUACUUGUAUUUGCCAAACUCUGUGCCAUGCCAGGCUCUCCGUUAGAGUAGUAGUUGUCUCGUGAAGGCCUUGGAGUGGCAGUUUACCCCUGUUUUGCCAAAGGGAAAUCUUUCUAUCAGAUAUUUACAGUCCAACCUGUAAAGGAUUUUCUAACCAGUGGAUCUUUCUUAAAACACCAAAUAUUAUUCAUAUUUCAUUCAACACUCUGAAAAGAGACAAAAAAAAAAUGCCUUGAUGUUGUUUUAACCUAACCAGAAAUCUUUCUAUUUAAAUUUGUAUGCAUUUGUCUCUUCACUGGCAUGGAGCUAAAGGUUUAUACACUGUAAAAAGUUAUGCUAGCUUGCGCAAAACAAAAAAGAAAAAACAAAAAAGAAAUAACAUUGUGGGAGCUGUUUGCAUCGUUUUUGAGUAACUUCAACAGGGUAUGAAUUAUCUUUGAGAUUGCUAAAUCAUGUUGGACUUACUUAAAAUGUGCCUGCUGCCUAUUUUGUCAGAGUGAACUUGUGCAGGAAUGAAAAGCUUGCAGUAAGUAGUGUAGUUGUUUGCAUCAAAUUAGUUUGCUGCACAAUUUUUUUUUUCCAGAAGCUGACAUAUUUCAUUGAUGGGAAGUGAGUUCUUUUGCUACACCGGCUUUGUUGCGACGCCUCUUAGUGUAUCUGCCUUGACUUGAAAGGUAGUCUGACGUGAAGAUAAUGGCCAAUGACCAAGGUGGAAAGCUAAACACAGCACACAAAAUGUUAAACUGUGGCUCGAUCGUAAGUACCCAACCAAGUUCUUUCUCUUCUAAAGCGACUUCUUCUCACACUAGGACUUGAAUUUAGCUUCCUGCCUUGGUUUCGACUUUUCAGGUUUGAAGGGUCAAAGGUUAGCCGAGCCACCGCUGUAAAUAUAACACUAAGAGCAAGCGAGGAAAAGAAAAAUGAGCUGUAGACGACAGUCAUUUUUUUAAAAAACAUUCUUCUGUGGUGGGUUUAAAGAAGUGGGUUUUAAAUGAAGGAUAUAUUGCACUGGUUCUUGUCGCUUAUGUGAAACGGCUACUAUGUUGAUUCAUUGAGAGCAUUAACAGAGUUGCUUCUGAUGUCAACAACAACAGAUUUCGUUGUGUUGUUUGUUUGUUUUUGUUUUUUUUGGCGCUGAUGUACACAAUAAUAAUGUUGUACCUGAUGUUGAAAAAAAAAAAAAGAAAAUCCAACGGUGUUGAAUCAGUUGUGAACCAUUAACGACGUUGCUUCAAAUGUAAAGAUUGACGACGCGUUUUUUUUUUUUCCGUUGCCUCGUUCACUUUUUAACUGACUGACUGUCUGUCCGACAGACUGAGGAAUAAAUUAAUGCAACAACCGAGCGAGACAGACAGACAAAGCAACAAACGAAGAAAAGUGAAGGACAAACACCCCUGCUGGUACGAGCUGUGCUGACGCCACGCUGAGACGUCGCCACAGCGUUUUAAUGUACUGUUGGAAGGAAGAAAAACAAACAAUUACCAGAGCUAUUCUCUACCCUUAAAGUAACAUUUAACAAGUGCGAUGUAAGAGGAUGAUAAUAAGGAGAGGAAGGAGGAGGAGGAGGACGAGGAGGAGGAAGAAGAUGAACAUUAAAGAAUAAAAAAAACAUGAAGUUACAGCCAUACCUUGAUUUCUGGGUCAGUGAGAUUGAAAUGGACUUCUCCUGCCCAGCAUGUGUAUUGUUAUAGUGUCUAUCCGUCCCUCUGUGUCUUUCCUCCCUCUUUCUGUCUUUCUUUCUUGGUCUAUCUGCUGCCAAAGCAACCAAAACAGGCAGCAAUCCUUUUGUUCCGUCUUUUCUCUCCCCUCCCUGAUUCCCCCCUCCGUCUCUCUAUGCCAUGUUUUCCAUAUUUUGGAAUGUCAAUGUGCUACUUGUUGACACUGUGCAUGAAUGAUAACAUGUCUGUAUAUAGUUAUAGAGAAUCGUAUCCCAUUCCCCUGGUGUUGACAAAAAAUGGUUUGAAUGUUGUACAGAUUCAGGUUUUCUGUUCAUCUUUUAUUCUGUUCAGUUACAUUAUUAUUAUUAUUUUUUUUUUAAUGUAUGUAGAGCUUAAAAACAGUAUGUUUUUUUUUUUUAUUUAAACAAAGACGACAACGUCUUAACGUUUUGGAGUAACUUGCACAUUACUGAUUAAUGAAUUAAGGUUUUUAUGUUAAAAAGGCAAUAUCUGCUGUUAUUGAAUGAGAGAUGAGAUCUUAAAGGAGUUAUGUAUCUUUAAAAUAAAUAAUCUAUAUGGGAGUUGCAUGGGUUAUUUGUACAAAAAAAAAAAAAAAAAAAUGACACUGCUUGCUACUUCUAAAUACCAUGGCUGUAUUCUCUGAUAGAGGGUGAGGAAUACUGUAUGUACAUCUAAAGGUUAUUUUGUCAUUAAAGAAAUAAUAAUAAUAAUAAUAUUGUGUAUAUACUGUACAGUGUUAUAAGUGAGGUGGACUAUAUGGCCAUCACGCUAACCGUAGAGAAUUAAUUCUACAUAUUUAUUUAAAGGAAACAAAAACACUCACUACACUCAAGAAUGACAUAUAUUGCCUUUUUGGGAGAAGUUGUAGUUUGCUUAAAGCUUGUUUCUCUAUCUCUGCCUCGCUCUUUCUACUCACUCAUCCUCUCUCUUCUCUCUUCUCUCCCCCUCCUCUAUCUCUCUCCCUGUCUUCUGUUACUUUCCUAUUGAAGUGGCGUUUCAGAUGGGCUUUUGUCAAUCUUUUCACUGACUCAGACAGUGUCACUUCUAUCUGACUGGCGUACGUCUGGCUGCUUAUCCCACUUGGUAUCUCCACAUCUGCUUGUGUUCGCCCGUUCUCCGUCAGGGUCUUCUUACAUGUAUAUCCAUCUAUAGUUAAGUACAAUAUAUCUGCCCGUAUCCCCAUCUGUCAUCGUCUGUCUGGUAAAUCUCUCUCUUUGUUCAUCUUUCUUUCCCUACUCCUUCUUUUUAUUGCUCCACACAACAUCUCUUUUUUUCAUCUCCACUCUUUUCCCCUCCGUCCAUCUCUCCGCUCUCACAGGGUGUAGUCGGAAAAAUUCAUGUUUGUCAAUGUUGAUUUGGUGUGUUUUUUUUUAAAAAUGGAAUAAUAACCGCAACAGUUAUAAUGUUGGUAAUAAUGAUUUUUUUUUUCUUUUAAUGCUUCGAAUUUUCUUUUGUUUUUGUUUUUUGUUUCUCUUUUUUGCCGCUGUCUUUUGUGUGUGUGUGAGUGUGUGUUAAUCUUCUUUUGUUUUGUUUUUUUUUAUUAUUAAUUUUUUGUUGAACACCAACUGAUAGGAGGAAAGUUGUUGUAUGUGUGUUGCCACUAACUGUGACUGCUCUCCAUGGUACUUCUGAUAAAACCAAUAAAAUAAAGUUUGGGAUACCCUGUUUCAGAGA
Molecule: messenger RNA, 10599 nt
Organism: Larimichthys crocea (large yellow croaker)
Lineage: Eukaryota; Metazoa; Chordata; Actinopteri; Sciaenidae
Gene: slc8a1b
Product: solute carrier family 8 member 1b
Exons: 11
Coding region: 612-3452 (946 amino acids)
Biological process (GO): sodium ion transmembrane transport; cell communication; calcium ion import across plasma membrane
Cellular component (GO): postsynapse; axon; sarcolemma
Molecular function (GO): calcium:sodium antiporter activity
Source: RefSeq, a predicted model, not a curated record